AGAUGUACUAUCGCGAUGUAGAUGACCUUAGAGAGGCAUAUCAGUGGGACAGAAUUCCUGCUUCCACAAUAUUAACGGAUGAGCAGGCAAUGCUUUUCCCAGCCGUUAUAGGCUGCCAUGACUUGAGAAGCAAAAAGAGAUAUACUGUUAGCGUCAACGAUUUGCAGCCAGUCGAGUGGAACGAAGAUGAAAUGGAUCAUCUUGUAUUGGAGGAUAAGAAAAAAGCUAUGCUCAAAGGGCUAGUGAGCUAUCACUCCAAUCGAAAUUGUCGUAAUGAAAAAGGAGACCUUAUUGCGGGCAAGGGAGAAGGUCUUGUUAUCCUCCUUCAUGGACCACCAGGUGUUGGAAAAACGCUGACUGCAGAGUCAACCGCCAAAGCUGUAGGAAAACCUCUUAUUGCAAUGAGCAUUGGCGAAAUGGUAUGGGAUGAAGCACAACUCCAAGGACGGCUAAAAUCUGAGUUUCAACGAGCCAUAGAGUGGGGCGCAGUUCUCCUCCUGGAUGAAGCUGAUGUGGUACUCGAAGCUCGAUCCUUUGAAGAUGUACGAAGGAAUGGCAUUGUUUCCAGUUAAGUCACGGCACAAGCUUCAUAUAUGGCCACUCUGACCAAUCCAUUGCUUGCUUUGUAGUCUUUCUCCGAGAGUUGGAGUAUUACAAAGG
This is a messenger RNA of Trichoderma asperellum CBS 433.97, 660 nucleotides long. Lineage: Eukaryota; Fungi; Ascomycota; Sordariomycetes; Hypocreales; Hypocreaceae. The record is from RefSeq and is a predicted model, not a curated record.